CUUCCGUGCGCCCCGGCGCGGCCCAGCCUGUGCUGCCCGCCCGCGCACCUCGGCGCCCGCUCGGCUCCCGGGCCCAUCUCCGCGCGGCCCCAGCUUGGGAGCCCAAGCCCGGGCGCCAGUGCCCGCUUUGGCUCCGGUUCACUGCGCCCACCCGACGCGCCCAGGAGGACUCUGCUGCCCUGCUCCCGACAGCCUCCCCCGGCUUAACCCGGCCGCUCCGCUUGGAUUCCUCGGCUGCCCUCGCCGGGGUGGCGACUUCCUCCCCGCGCCCCCUCCCCCUCGCCAUGAAGAAGCCCAUUGGAAUAUUAAGCCCAGGAGUGGCUUUGGGAACGGCUGGAAGUGCAAUGUCUUCCAAAUUCUUCCUAAUGGCUUUGGCCAUAUUUUUCUCCUUUGCCCAGGUUGUAAUAGAAGCCAAUUCUUGGUGGUCGCUAGGUAUGAAUAACCCUGUUCAGAUGUCAGAAGUAUAUAUCAUAGGCGCGCAGCCUCUCUGCAGCCAACUGGCAGGACUUUCUCAAGGACAGAAGAAACUGUGCCACUUGUAUCAGGACCACAUGCAGUACAUCGGAGAAGGCGCGAAGACUGGCAUCAAAGAGUGCCAGUAUCAAUUCCGACAUCGGCGGUGGAACUGCAGCACUGUGGAUAACACCUCUGUCUUUGGCAGGGUUAUGCAAAUAGGCAGCCGCGAGACCGCCUUCACCUACGCGGUGAGCGCCGCGGGGGUGGUGAACGCCAUGAGCCGCGCGUGCCGCGAGGGCGAGCUGUCCACCUGCGGCUGCAGCCGCGCCGCGCGCCCCAAGGACCUGCCGCGGGACUGGCUGUGGGGCGGCUGCGGCGACAACAUCGACUACGGCUACCGCUUCGCCAAGGAGUUCGUAGACGCGCGCGAGCGGGAGCGCAUCCACGCCAAGGGCUCCUACGAGAGCGCGCGCAUCCUCAUGAACCUGCACAACAACGAGGCGGGCCGCAGGACGGUGUACAAUCUAGCCGACGUGGCCUGCAAAUGCCACGGGGUGUCCGGCUCCUGCAGCCUCAAGACGUGCUGGCUGCAGCUGGCGGACUUCCGCAAGGUGGGCGACGCGCUCAAGGAGAAGUACGACAGCGCCGCAGCCAUGCGGCUCAAUAGCCGGGGCAAGCUGGUGCAGGUCAACAGCCGCUUCAACUCGCCCACCACGCAGGACCUGGUCUACAUCGACCCCAGCCCUGACUACUGCGUGCGGAACGAGAGCACGGGCUCCCUGGGCACACAGGGCCGCCUGUGCAACAAGACAUCGGAGGGCAUGGACGGCUGCGAGCUCAUGUGCUGCGGCCGCGGGUACGACCAGUUCAAGACGGUGCAGACUGAGCGCUGCCACUGCAAAUUUCACUGGUGCUGCUACGUCAAGUGCAAGAAAUGCACUGAGAUUGUGGACCAGUUCGUGUGCAAAUAGUGGCUGCCUGCCUGUCACCCAGCCCCGCGCCCAGGACCCACUUAUUUAUAGAAAGUACAGUGAUUCUGGUUCUUCUUUCUAAAAAUAUUUUUUAUUUUUCCUCAAGAACUGCAACCGGAACCAUAUUUUUUUUUCCUGUUACCAUCUAAGAACUCUGUGGUUUAUUAUUAAUAUUAUAAUUAUUAUUUGGCAAUAAUGGGGGUGGGAGCCAAGAAAAAUAUUUAUUUUGUGGAUCUUUGAGAACGUAAUAAUACAAGGCUUCUUCUGAUAGUACAGGAAGAGAGGGAAAUAACGUGUACCCUAACCUAGCUGUGUGGAUGUAGUACACAUCCGGAAGGUAAAGGUAGUACAUAUUUUUCUUAGCUAUGGAGUCAUCUGGGGUGGAUAGGGUCCAGCUGGAGCAGAGAGGUACAAAUGUGUGCAUGAUUCAGCUUCUGUGACUAAAAUGAAUUGUAAAUGCUCUGGGGCAAGAUAAAAGGUCUGGAGAAAAUAACACAAACACACAGAAAAUGAGAGCGACCCAGUUUCCUAGGGGUUGUCAGCCUGUGUUUCAUAUUUUCAGGGUUCUGAUUUAAAAUAUAAGAGCAAGCAUCUCCAAUCUUCAAAGAAAAACAGGUGUAGCACGUGUCGUGUUCUUCUCAAAUAUCCCACCUGCAGAUUAUCUCUGUUCUAACAGCUUAUGAAGCUUGGAGAGCAGUUAAGUAAAAAGUUGGGGCAGCAGAAAAGUCUCCAAAAGUUAGAAAGCUUGAAAUCUUCUAGGUGGGGAUUUGAAGGUGUUACCCCGAAAUGAUUCUGGAUACCCGACUUUCGUUUGGGCAGGAUGUGUUGAGUUGAACAUGCAGAGCAGUCAGUGUCUUGUCCUUGUCUGAGAGACAGAACUUGGUUGAGAAAUGCUAAUGGAAAUAAUACCUGAGUUCUGCUCACAGAUCUUCAGCCUAAACAUCAGGAUGAUUUCAUGCAGAGCAGAAAAACCCAACUGAGGAAAAAACGUGAAACCCACCUUCCUACCUGACCCCAAGCCCUCUCUGGUCUCUCUGUGCCAUGAUGUGAUGCUGGCCAUGCUUCCAAAUGGCAGCUCCGCUGGGUCCCCUUUGAUUGUAGGACAGGAGAUGAAGCACGAGGAGUUCCGGAAAAUAGCUUGCUACUUAGGGAUUUUUUCCUAAAGCUUUUGCUUUGAGGCACAGUAACUUCUUAUGGUUUGAUGACAUUACUUAGCUAACAGAGUCCACAGAGGUGUCACCGUGUUCCACUGUUAGAAUCCUGUGUUUAAACUAUCCAUCCACUCGUGCUUUUCCUAUUACACUGCAGGUGCACCCUAACUGUUCCUGAUGUACUCGAACAGUUGCCUUUACAGGGGAGCGAUGUGGUUUAAUGGUGCCUGAUAUCUCGUCUUUUGUACAUAUCAUAUAUAUAUAUAUAUAUAUAUACAUAUAUAAAUAUAAAUAUAAUUAUAUCUCAGUGCAGCCAGGAUUUAUAUUUACAGUUUACUGUGGGCUUCUUUCUGUCUGGAGCAUUGUUGUCCUUCACUGCAGUCCUGUCAGGAUCUUUCCAAAUGUGUUUCGAGUCUUGUGUUUGGCCUGCGGCCCUGCUGGGAUCAUACCCUGAGCGCCAGGAAACUUGUUUCUGAGGGAGCUCGGCAGUCUGAUUCGCUGAUGUGCAUGUUGGUUUGAAGAUUGCUUUUCUCUGUCCUGCGCACACCCUCCCCUCCAGCUUCCCUUUCUGUAUUCUCUGUGGAGAGGGCAUUAUUUGUUUGUCACACACAUGGACAUUAAUAGAUACAACCUAGAAGCAUCUUGCUUUGCUUAGUGCAUUCCACAGAGUGGAAACAGGUGCCUGGUGGAUCUGGUGGAACUUGUUCAAGUCUCUGAGGAGGAGCCAGCUCACUGAAUAGAUAGCUAGUUUAACAAUUUUUUAAAACAAGGACACCUCUUUCCCCAAAGCGCUGUCAAAUGUGUUCUUAUCUCAGAUGGUCGUUGUUUUUAGGGUUUGCAAGAACGCAGAUCUCCUGUAUCCUUCCUGGGCGUGGUGGGCUUCACAUCACCUCAGCCACGUAGCUCUUAAUUUAUUGCACAAGGAUGUUCACUUCCCCUCCGUUGCAGUGAAUUGCAAGUAAAAGAUCUUGAAAUUAAAAAGCACUAUUGAGUUUAAAAUGUCACUUUUUUGGUUUUUAUUCUACAAAAACCAUGAAGUACUUUUUUUAUUUGCUAAAUCAGAUUGUGUUCCUUUUUAGUGAUUCAUGUUUAUGAACAGAGUUGAGUUUAACAAUCCUAGCUUUUAAAAGAAACUAUUUAAUGUAAGAUAUUCUACGUGUCAUUCAGAUAUUAUGUAUAUCUUCUAUGGCCUUUAUUCUGUACUUUUAAUGUACAUAUUUCUGUCUUGUGUGAUUUGUAUAUUUCACUGGUUUAAAAACAAACAUUGAGAGGCUUAUGCCGAUGGAAGAUAGAAUAUAAAAUAAAAUGUUACUUGUAUAUUGGUAAGUGGUUUUAGUUGUCCUUUAGAUAAUUCACGUGGAGAUUUUUGGAGAAGUUGUGAGGGAUAGCUUUGGAUAACUACAUGUUAAAAUAAUGGAAGAGUGGAGAAUUUUACAAAAACCAAACUAUUUGGAAGCUUCAAAGGAUUUCUAUAUGUAGCAGAACAAAAAGGGAAUUCUCUUUUCCUAUAUAUGUUCCUAAAAAAAAAAAAAAUCAAGCAGAUGGCUUAAAGCUGGUUGUAGGAUUGCUCACAUUCUUUUAGCAUUAUGCAUGAAACUUAAUUGUUUUAGAGCAUGUUGCUAUUGGAACAUCCCGGAGAAGAGCUCAAAAGGCGCAUACUUUUCUCCAUGACCAGAGAUCUAGUCCCCUUCACCCAGAAAUGUAUCUUUGUGUUUACCACGGCAAUAAUUGCACCUCUCUCUUUGAAUUCACUGUGGACCAUGUGUGGUGCUCUUCUGCCCCUUGGAAAGCUGUUUUUAUGAAAAGAAAGCCUCAGUCCACAGAGAAUGAAACCUUUGAAAACUAAAGGUUUAUUGUGUUAAGUGCAAUUCGUGUGAGUGCUUGUGCUUUAUGAAAAUGUGCACCGAGGCUGGCAGUCUGCACAGAUUGAUCCUUUAGCCCCUUGCUUUUUUCUUUCCAGAUGACCUUGUAACAUAUUGAAACUUCUCAUGGAUGCCAAGAAUACAUUAUUUAAAAAAAAAACAGUAGAUCAACAUAUAGAGUGUUUAAAAUAGCAUUUCUGGGCAAAUUCAAACGCUGUGGUUCUAGGAUUCACAUCUGGUUCAGUUUUUCGUGCGUUGUAUAUUGACCAGUGUUCUUUAUUGCAAAAACAUAUACUAGAUGUAGCAGUGUCAGCAUAUUUUUAUUUCUCAUCCUUGAGUGCAUUCAAAAUCUUCCCAAUAUGGAAAAUUAACCAAAAAAUGUAUACAUAGGCAGCAACAAACAGAGCCAUGUUCAAAAUAACCAUUAUGGGCUCAAGUGAAAGGAAGGUUUUCCUCUCCAGUCCCAUUUCUCUGGUCAGCUCUUUGAGCUCCUUGGCUGGCUGGGGCACUGUGGAGGUGUGAGCAGUCUCCUAGCUCAAGACUUCACCAAGAUCAGUUUUCAGGUGGUUCAGCAAACUCUUUCAAGCCACUGGCAUUAUCGGAUAUGCUAUGGUAGUAGAGUGCUGGGUCCUCCAAAUGGCAGACGGGUACCGCUGACUUCCAGGAGAAGAUCCGCAGAAGCAGCCCCUAAAGACCAAACAACCUACAAAAGCAAUGAAGACAGAGCUAGAUCAGGUGCUUGUAACUCGAAGCACGUAUUGAAUGUGGAUAACCACCAAGGUGCAGGUCUAAAAUACCGCGUUAGUACUGUAAAGUAUACAUUAAAAUAUUUAUUUUUGAAAAAGUAUUUUCUAGUCUCUUCUCUAUUGGAUGGUAAAAAUGUGAUGUCAUGUUUUGAAAAUGAGAUGGUGAAACAUUUUUAAUUCAGGAAACAUUCAGAGACGUAGGAGUUAAAACUUAGAAAUGAGACCCUCUGACUUACCUAGUGACACAAACUUUACACUUAAAUCUGGUGGUUUCAUAGUGUUUUAGGGAAACAUCUUGUUAACCAACUUUAAAAUAUGGAUGUAGAGUAAUUAAGGAUUGGUAUGAUUUAAAAAAAAUGUAUCACGUUGAAUCUAGAAGGUUGAAUGAAAAUGGUGUCUCAGUAUUUCAAAAGCAAAAAGGAAUUGGGGGGGAGAUUGCAUUUUAGACCCUUUUUAUAUGCAGUGUACAAUUUGCUGGGCUAGAAAUGAGAGAAAGAUUAUUUAUUUUUAUUCAUAUCUUGUACUUUUCUAUUAAAAUCAUUUUAUGAAACCCA
Messenger RNA from Chinchilla lanigera (long-tailed chinchilla), 5740 nucleotides. RefSeq names its product wingless-type MMTV integration site family, member 5A (gene Wnt5a). Lineage: Eukaryota; Metazoa; Chordata; Mammalia; Rodentia; Chinchillidae. Gene Ontology annotation, molecular function: cytokine activity; frizzled binding. The record is from RefSeq and is a predicted model, not a curated record. Gene Ontology annotation, biological process: canonical Wnt signaling pathway; cell fate commitment; neuron differentiation. Gene Ontology annotation, cellular component: extracellular region.